AUGGAGAGAAGAAAUCAAACUGUGUUGAAAGAGUUCAUCAUCUUGGGAUUUUCCAGCCUCCAGGAGAUGUGGCUAUCACUCUUCAGUGGGUUUUUGUUCACUUACCUCUUCACCCUAUUUGGGAACACCUGCAUCAUCAUCCUUGCGCUGGUGGACCAGAGACUCCACACUCCCAUGUAUUUCUUCCUUGGGAACCUGUCCUUUCUGGACAUCUGUUAUACCACCACGACCAUCCCCCAGAUGCUGGUUCAUCUCCUCUCAGAGAAGAGCAACAUCUCCUACACAGGCUGUGUGCUGCAACUUUACUUCUUCUUCUCCUUCGUGGGCACCGAGUGCCUCCUGCUGGCAGUGAUGGCCUUUGACCGCUAUGUUGCCAUCUGUAACCCGCUGCGUUACACACUGAUCGUCAACAAAAGCAUUUGCCUCCAGCUGGCAGCUGCCUCCUGGGUAAGUGGCUUCCUUAACUCUGCAAUACACACAGUCUUCACCUUCUGGUUACCCUUCUGUGGAGACAACCGUAUUGAUUACUUCUACUGUGAUAUCCCGCCGUUGCUGGAGCUGUCAUGUGGGGACACCUCUCUCAACAAACUUCUGUUGUUCUGCAUUGGCCUUUUCAUAGCUUGGACCCCCUUUGCCUGCAUUCUUCUAUCAUACACUUACAUUAUCUCAACCAUACUGAAGAUGCCUUCUUCCAAGGGGAAGAGGAAGGCAUACUCCACCUGUUCAUCCCACCUGACUGUGGUCCUUCUGGAUUAUGGCAGCUCUAUCUUCUCCUACCUGAGACCCAGUUCAAGUUACUCACCAAGUAGCGCCAGACUGAUCUCCGUAUUAUAUAGCAUCUUAACACCAAUGUUAAACCCCAUCAUUUAUACAAUGCGGAACAAGGAUGUGAAAGAAGCUUUGAAAUACGUGAUACAUAGGAUGUGA
Mauremys reevesii (Reeves's turtle) is the source of this 927-nucleotide messenger RNA. Its product is annotated as olfactory receptor 5V1-like. Gene Ontology annotation, cellular component: membrane. Lineage: Eukaryota; Metazoa; Chordata; Testudines; Geoemydidae. Gene Ontology annotation, molecular function: G protein-coupled receptor activity; olfactory receptor activity. The transcript has a single exon. The record is from RefSeq and is a predicted model, not a curated record. Bases 1 to 927 code for a protein of 308 amino acids. Gene Ontology annotation, biological process: G protein-coupled receptor signaling pathway.